CACGCCCUCUUAUGUUUUCUCUGUAACUGGAGUUCCUAACUUGUGACGGAUGCAUCAUUGUGUGUAGCGUAUGUUUGGUGUUCGAGAGAAGAUCUGAAAACUGAGUUGGUGAUUUGCCAAGCUGCCCUCGUCAGAAGAAGCAAGAAUUCAGGCAAUGGAUAUUGACAACAGCGAUCAUGGAAUGUGGUGGGGAACCCUGGGUACCGUGCGCCCUUUCCCUGGUUUUAUAGCCGAUGAAGAUGCCCGCGAGAUCCAGUUGUCCGUGGAUAAGAAAGAUUUCGCCAGAUUGGUGAGGAUUCUGACAAAUCGAAAUAAUGCCCAGAGACAAAAGAUUGCACAAGCCUUCCAGAAAAACUCCCAGAAGGAGCUGAGUGCAGUUCUGAAGAAGGCUCUAUCGGGUCCGCUUGAGGAGCUGAUGUUGGCCCUGCUGAUGACGCCGACCCAGUUUGAUGCCCACCGCCUCCGCCAGUCUAUGGAGGGCAUGGGGACGGAUGAGGAGGCUCUACUGGAGGUCCUGUGUACCAGAACUGGCCCCCACCUGAAGGAGGUCAUGGUGGCCUACAGGCAGCUGUACGGUCGUUAUUUGGAGAAAGACUUGGAGAGUGAGACCAGUAAAGAUUUUACCAAGCUUGUCCUGGCCCUUGUGAUGAAAGAGGAGAAAAACGUUAAAGGCCUGAUAGACUAUCACCUGAUCAGUGAAGAUGUAAAGGCCCUUGCUGAGGCGAUAGGUAGUAAAAAGGUCAACUCUGCUCCAUGGAUACAGAUACUAACAUCGAGGGAUCCAGACCAUCUCAACAGAGUGUUUUCAAGACUGGAGAUGCUGAAGGGGGAGACUAUGGAGAAAAUGGUGCAGAGUAACUUCUCAGGAGACUUGAAACUUGGUUUACGCAUUUUAGUCUCCUGCAUCCAGAACACUCCUCUCUUCCUGGCUCAGCGGCUACACGGCUCCUUGAAGAAGAGUAGCGUUGUGCGAGGAGUGAUGGUGGGACGUUGUGAGGAUGACUUGCUCUGCAUAAGGAGAGAGUUCAAAAAACUCAACAACAUGUCCCUGUACUCCACCAUUCAGAAAGAGUUCAAGGGGGACUUGCAGGAGGCGCUGCUGGCCCUGUGUCGAUCAGAAGACAUGUAGAGAGGACAGGAAGAGGAGAAGAAGAGGAGGAAGACCU
Engraulis encrasicolus (European anchovy) is the source of this 1166-nucleotide messenger RNA. Its product is annotated as annexin A2-like. Lineage: Eukaryota; Metazoa; Chordata; Actinopteri; Clupeiformes; Engraulidae. Gene Ontology annotation, molecular function: calcium ion binding; calcium-dependent phospholipid binding; cadherin binding involved in cell-cell adhesion. Gene Ontology annotation, cellular component: cytoplasm; vesicle; plasma membrane. The record is from RefSeq and is a predicted model, not a curated record. The transcript has 13 exons. Bases 155 to 1129 code for a protein of 324 amino acids.